CAUCAGAGCUAUGGGGCAGUCGGGCCCUCUGCUCCGCCGUCAGCCCUUCAAGGGACUCUACAUCGCAUACCUCGUGGGCUCCACGGUCUUGAUCCGCCUACCGUACUGGUGUAUACGCUACGCGCUACCAUACAUGCGUCCUAGGUCGUCCUGGUCCCUCAGACGAUGCGUCACGGUUGCUGCAUAUAGAGAGGUCUUGACCGGCGUUCCUUUGAAGCUCGGUCUUGACAAUAGUCAUCCUCCCCCAACGUCAGACAACGAGCUGAAGGACGCGAAGUUCGUACGGAUCGAAGGGCUCAGCGAAGACUCCGUCGAAUUCUGCGGAGAGCUCCGUAGAGCAACGAGACGCACAGGCAUACGGCCAGAGACAAUAUCUGCCUACUGGUUUCUCAGACCUGGAACAAAUAUUACAAGGGAUCUGCAGGCGACGGCGGGGGAGAAGGUUGCAAUGCAUAUCCAUGGAGGUGCUUUCUACUUAAACAGCGCUCAUCCCGACGAUGCGACGUCCCAGUUAAGCCUUGGGCUUCUGGCACAUAGUCACUCACUGAGCCGGGUGCUCGGUGUGGAUUAUAGGCUUUCAGCAACGGCGCCCAACCCACCGAAGAAUGCUUACCCCGCAGCGCUGCUCGAUUGCGUCGCGGCGUACCGAUAUCUCGUCAAGGAGCUGGGGUUUGCGCCCGAGAACAUAACCAUUGUCGGGGACUCCGCAGGUGGAAAUCUCGCAGUCGCCACGACUCGGCACCUUGUCGAAAACUCCAUUCCGGGACUGCCGCCGCCAGGUCGUCUUCUCCUGUGCUCCCCUUGGCUGGAUAUCGCGGGUAGUCGCGGCGGACCCAACGACCCGAGGGUCUGCAACUGGUAUAGCGAUAUCCUGGGCGGCCUCUCAGACUACCCGCACAGAGCCUACCUCGGGACGCUGAUCGACGCGGGCGAUAAGAAGACGAACCCAUACAUCUCCCCUGCGUCGGGGUAUAUCACCGAGACCGAAGGCUUGUUUAAGGGCUUUCCGCGUACGUACAUCUCAGCGGGCGGCGCGGAGUUGAUCUUGGACGACUCUAUUGUGGCUGCAGAGAGGAUGGAGGCCGACGGCGUGGACGUCGUGCUUAAUGUCGAGCCCGACGCUGUACACGAUUACAUGAUCUUCACCUGGAUGGAGCCUGAGCGCACCGAGGGUCUCAAGAAGGCGAGCAAAUGGUUGGAUAGCUGAGAAGCCGGUAGAACGACGGACUAUACCCGAUGGACUUGGUCGGACGAGCUUGAGGACUGGGAGGUUGCGCGUUGUAUUUGAGGUGUAUAUUCCUGGUGUGCCUUUAUACAGGUGUACUUCAGCUCUGUUCAAAAUGUACAUAGCUUGCAAGUACUGGCCGGUGUAUGGUCGAAUAGAGAGAACGCC
Dichomitus squalens LYAD-421 SS1 is the source of this 1393-nucleotide messenger RNA. Its product is annotated as alpha/beta-hydrolase. The record is from RefSeq and is a predicted model, not a curated record. Gene Ontology annotation, molecular function: hydrolase activity. NCBI's taxonomy places the organism in Eukaryota, Fungi, Basidiomycota, Agaricomycetes, Polyporales, Polyporaceae. The coding region runs from base 11 to 1207 and encodes 398 amino acids. The transcript has 3 exons.